Messenger RNA from Heteronotia binoei (common prickly gecko), 2807 nucleotides. RefSeq names its product zinc finger protein 385C (gene ZNF385C). The record is from RefSeq and is a predicted model, not a curated record. Bases 401 to 1927 code for a protein of 508 amino acids. NCBI's taxonomy places the organism in Eukaryota, Metazoa, Chordata, Lepidosauria, Squamata, Gekkonidae. Gene Ontology annotation, cellular component: nucleus. The transcript is spliced from 10 exons. Gene Ontology annotation, molecular function: nucleic acid binding; zinc ion binding.
AGGAGCUUCUACUUCUUCAAGGCAGAAGCUAGGAGUCUUCUUCAGGACAUCAAGAGGAAGAUACCAACACAACAAGGUUGAUGGAGGACGGGACUUUGAAGACGUCUCUCUGAUGUUGCGGGCCUGACAGCAUAAGCGUCGGGAGGCAGCGCUGGUCGAAUUUCAGAGCCCUUUGCAAAGAGUUUAGCCAUCCAGAAGUCCUCCGACACAGAUCCAGAAGGUGCAGUGCAGCAGGCUCUCCCAGGAAGCAACGAGGAGGGACUCACACAAGCUCCAACCCUGUGUCUUUCAGGUGCUCCUGGAUCUUUUUUCUACUGCUACGGACUAGCAGGGCUACUCAUCUGGAUCUAACUCUCCCAGGAAGGCCUGGCAAGCAGCCAAGCAGAGCAGCAUCCAAGGGAUGAAGCGGCCCUUGAGCCCAUCCCACCCUCCCGGGAGCGGCACUUGCGGAAGUCUGGCAGGGGACUCCGGCCUAGGAUGUCCACCGGAGCAGCGCACCAAGAGGGAGAAGAAGCACCCGACGUUCACCCUGUGUGAGGUGUGCAAUAUUCAGCUCAACUCAGCCGUCCAGGCUCAGAUUCACUACAAUGGCAAAUCCCACCAGAAGCGCCUCAAACAGCUCAGCAAAGGCAGAAUUUUGACCAGCCAAGGUCCAGCCAGCCACAGUAGCUCCCUCUUAACUUCGCUUCCCAUCCCAGGACGGUCUCUCCACCCGCCACUGGACCUCAAGCACUUUCUGACCUUUCGCCUCAAUGGGACGUCCCCGCUCAACCUCUUCCCCAACUUCAACACGAUGGAUCCGGUGCAGAAAGCGGUGAUCAACCACACAUUCGGCGUGCCCAACCCGCUCAAGAAGAAGCAGUUCAUCUCCUGUAAUAUUUGCCAUCUCAGAUUCAACUCUGCGAAUCAAGCGGAAGCACAUUACAGAGGCCACAAGCACGCCCGGAGACUCAAAGCCAUCGAAGCAGCGAAAAACAAGCAGAAGGUGUCUGAGAGCCGCAGCAGCCAAGAAAAAUCAGCUGACUUAGAUGCUGCACUGGACCUCGCCGGAGACACCACCAGCAACUCAGUGCAACCCAACGGCCUGCUGGGAUUGAAGCCGCCAACGACGGAGGAGUACAGCCUAGUGCUGAUGCCUCCCCUAGAGAAGCCCCCUGCCGAGCUGGUGAACGGCGUCCUGCCCCUCGUCUCCCCACCGGUUUCAGAGCCGUCGGAGGGAGCUCCGGACACUGCGAGCGUGGCCUCCUCCUCAGCAGCCCCUGGAGCGGACACUCCAGUCACCGAAUCGGGCAGCACCACCAGCUCAGGCCUGGAAGGGGAGAAAGAGGGGAAGAAGACCAAGCAGCACUUGUUCUGCCCUACCUGCAAGGUGACCGUCAACUCCACCUCCCAGCUGGAAGCUCAUAACUCUGGAGCAAAGCACAAGUCGAUGCUGGAGGGCCAGGCCGUUUUGCCGAGACGAGGCAGGGGGAAAGUCCUCUCUCGCGUGGGGCACAAGCCCAAACGCAUUGGCAGCAAAGGCAUCCAAAGCAAGGCCUUCCAGUGCCAGGCGUGCGAGAUUUAUGUCAACUCCGAAACCCAGCUCAAACAGCACAUGAGCAGCAGGAGGCACAAGGACCGGUUGGCGGGAAAGCCCCCCAAGCCCAAAUAUAGCCCAUACAGCAAGCUCCAGAAGAAUGCGGCCCUGGCAGUGAGUAUUUUGAAGUCCAAGCUGGCUCUACAGAAGCACCUCACAAAGACCCUGGCUGCCCGCUUCCUGCCCGGCCCCUUCACCCCGGCCGCCGUGUGUGCCCUGCCCAGCCCGCUGACGCUGCGACCAGCUGCUACGACCCUCUUCCAAGCCCCCCUCUUUGGACCAGCGCUUUUCAGGACCCCGCCAGGCCCAGUGAGGGCAGCGACGGGCCCCAUCGUCUUUGCCCCUUACUAGAGAGCCUCAGCGUCCUUUUCGGUUCAAUCAGGUUAAAUUGCCGUAAGGGGACAUCAGGGGGAACCAGCGCAGGGGGCAUUGGGGGAGGCAGUCGAUCAGGGCUGAUUUCUGGGCAAAAGCAGACUGAAAACCUCCUUGGAUUUUUAGCAGCCGUCAUUUUGCUUGUAGGAGUUUCUGCCUGCGUCACCAAUUAGGUCAUACUGCGGAGCCUCAAGAGAUAGGGCCUUGCCCAAGAAUUCGUCCCUUUUAAUUCUGACAAUCCCACAAUGCACCAAGGUUUCUGGCACUAGCCAGUGAUAGAUAAGCACAAUUGUACCUAUCCUGGUGGUUGGGUGGGGGGGAGGGGCUGGGGGAAUGUUCCAGAUGUUUGGGUCGUUAGAAGUCUGGAUAGCUGGAAGUGCCAUUUUAUACAGGGUCAUCGGGAUCCAGGAAUCCUACGUCAGUUUGUUGAACGGAUAAUGGAAGUUCUCCUCCCUGGCUUGUAUUUCAGGAUUCGAUGUUCUCCUUAUUAAGAGAAGGUGCCAAGAUAAUCCCUGUAACUAACCCAGAAACUGAGCAAGGGUUGUUUUUUUUUCCAGAGAAGGGAGGGAGAAUUUCCACUGAGGUGGUAAUCAGGAGGAAUUUAUCUCCAGCAAAAUUAUUUUCACAGAAAAAUAGUAUAAUUUGCACCCUGUCCUGUCAGGCCUUAACGCGUGAUCCCAAAAUGAAAGCCCAUGGGCAAAAAUCUAAAACUUCUUAGUUUUCCAAAUGGCAACCUGAUUUUCAGUUUUAAUGAAUGCAAAUCCCAGAUUCUGUUUUCUCCUCUGGAUGUGGGGGGUGCAUGUCUACCUGCCUGUAUGAAAGAAUAUUGCAUGGAUUAUGAAGGGGAAGGUGGAACUCA